Molecule: messenger RNA, 3910 nt
Organism: Lineus longissimus
Lineage: Eukaryota; Metazoa; Nemertea; Pilidiophora; Heteronemertea; Lineidae
Exons: 14
Coding region: 234-3269 (1011 amino acids)
Biological process (GO): positive regulation of chemokine (C-X-C motif) ligand 2 production; toll-like receptor 4 signaling pathway; canonical NF-kappaB signal transduction
Cellular component (GO): plasma membrane; cytoplasm
Molecular function (GO): Toll-like receptor 2 binding; Toll-like receptor 4 binding
Source: RefSeq, a predicted model, not a curated record
CCCGCUUGGCGAUAUGACGCUUUCCUGCAUUUUCUAUGAAUUUUUUGUGAAUUCCCAGUAAAAAGCUAGCGAUUUAUAUAGUGACGAAUGAAUGAUUUAUUGAUUCGAAACUAAAUUGUUCACCUAGAUGCUUGAUCCUCGUUGUCAUGGACUGACAGUGGUCAGGGAAGAAUUGAAGAGCUGCUGACAAACACUUGUGAGUUUUCCUGGAAUUGCAUACCAGCCAGCCCAAGAUGUCGCCUGGUCCUGGACUUCUAGUCAAGUCCACCAUUGAGGUCCCUACACCAAAUGGGCACUACAAGAUUCAGCUCCUUGUUGGAGAUAUCACAGCUUUACCACUUCAAGACAAAGUGGACAUUAUCAUGGUGUCUGCUUUCCCAGGUGACUAUUCCCCAACACCAACCUCGCUGAUUGGAGCACUUAUGAGGAACCUGAACAUUAGGGUUCGUGACCUUGCUAAGAACAAGAUGGAGGAUUUGAGACGCAACUUCCAUUGCUGGUUGUCCCACGACCUCCCUCCGUCACUACCCUACAGAAGAUUGCUGUGUUUCGAGAAGGCAUUCACAGAGAUUUCUCAUCCAGCGGCACUUGUUGGCGAUGUGUUCAGGGCGUUAGUGCCCACCUUUAAGAAUGACGAGAGUACUGUCAUCACCCCAAUCUUAGCCUCUGGAGAUCAGAAUUUUGACAUGAAGACCAUGUUGAAAGCCAUGGUGAAUGCUGCAGGCCACUGGAUGCAGGCUGGUCUCCCUCUCGAAUGCCUCAAAAUAGUCAUCUACUCUCCCAACCCUCAGAAUGCUAAAACCGAUCCAACUCUGCUGCAGCAGUUUGAGAAACUCAAGAAAAAAUGGGAAGCAAGCAAGUCGGCUUUGAAAGACAUCUCAGAGAUCAAGUACGACGUCUACCUGUCGUACAGCAUCCAAGAUAUGGGCUAUGUCAAGAAGAUUGAGGAGCAACUGAAGAAACAGAAGGAUGAUAUUCGUAUCUUCUCUGAGAAACAGCAGUUGAACUUGGAGUCUGCCUGGCAGGAAAACAUUUACCAGGUCAUGGUCACUUGUGUUAGAGUCGUGACGAUCCUGAGUCCUCAUUAUCUUGAGUCCAGUGAAUGUUUAGAGCAGUACAAUAUUGCCCUGUGCUGUAAUAGACUGACAAAACGGGAUAUCCUAGCACCUUUCUAUGUGGUACAAGUCCCUCAGCUUCCCACCUACAUGCAGCUCAUGCAGUACAUUUGCUUCAGAACAAGGACAAUUGUCGUUGACGGUGACUCUUCUAUCCUCAGUGUGACCAGAGAAGAGAAAUUUGAAGAAAAGCUAAAAGGAUCAUGCAAGAAGUUCAUCAAGCUUCUCACUCACGACCAGGCCCUCGAACAUCGUGUAUCAGACACUUUCGUAGCAUAUGACGUGUUCAUAUCUUAUGCUCACAAGAAUGUCAAGAAGGCAGAGAACUUCCUUAAUUUGCUGACUCGACUCAAUCCACAUUUAAAGAUUUUCUUUGACACGAAGGAGCUCCGAACAGGCAGCUCUUGGCAGCAGUCUUUGUACUCGGCAAUGGAUGGCAGCAAAGUAGUGAUAGCACUCCUCUCGUCUCACUACCUCUCAUCACAAGUCUGUGGCGAGGAAUACAACCUGGCACUAAUUCAGCACAUGACACAGAGAACUGAAAUCAUACCAGUGUUGAUUGAAGAAGUUGACAAGAUGCCACGAUCGUUUACAUUUGUUCCUAUCAUCAGUGGCGUGGAGAAGUUUGACAACGUGGCUAAUAAAGUCUGCCAAUCCAUUGAUGCGUACUUCCAGUUCAAGAAGAAACUAGAGGUGUUCUCACCUGCAGAGGAAAUAGUCGACGUUGAUGAAAUCUUGGAGCAGCACCGACAGGAGUUUUUUGGGAAGCAUUUUAAGAUAACCCACAACAAAAUCGAGAAAACCAAACCGACUUGUCCACAACGCAUAAAACUGCCAAGUAAAAGUAUGGAGGAGUGUAUCAACGACCCAUUGGACUUAAAUGUUGGACAUGAUGUUGUAUUCUCAUUUGUGCAAAGUGACAAAAAAUUUGCACAGUUCAUGAGCCGAUAUCUGCUUAGGAGGAACCCGGAUUUGAACAUUAGCAUUGAAUCAGAAUCUGAACAGAAAAAAAUGAUAGAGCUUGAUGCCGCUCGUCUUGUUGUUGCAUUGAUAUCGCCGCAAUAUCUCCGCAGUCCUCAAGGUCGUGACGAGUUUCAUGUGUCGUUGUGCAAACACCGCGUAACCAAAGGCAAGUCAGUGUUGUAUUCAGUGCAGGUGUCGGGACUUUUACCCAAACCAUCAUUCCCGCUCCUGAUUCCAUGCAAUGUCUCCUGUAAUGAUUACUUUUGGAAGACGAUUCAGUUCUGUGGUGAAAUGGGCACGAACAGUCAUCCAUCGUUACCGAAGAGUCAAGCACUAUGGGAAGUCAUCAAAGAUUCCACGUUCAGCGGGGCAACGAUGUGGACGCAGGACAUGAUGGCAGCGGGUGACGAGAUCAACCUUCAGCUGAAGCAUGCACUGGCACUGACGGUCGCCUGUGAAGACAUUUUGGAUGUGCUCAAUGCUGAGAGCACGGGUUACUCACGAAAUGAAAUCAUCACCAACAUCAUGAAUCUGAAGAACGGAUACCUGACCGAUGAUGUUGUUCCAUUUGAACCAUCAUUUUUGAAGGAGAUCACUGUGCCAGAUCUUCUACCACCAGAGGAGGAAGAGGAUAAUGCAGAACCAUUAAUUGAGACUUUAGACACCCCACCGGAACACACACCACAUCAGGAGCAGCCUAUGAUCAAAACUCGCGUUGGCUCUUCCAUUCCAGAUCUAAAGGAGUCCCUUGUUGAGCCAAGGAAUGAGAGUGAAAGAAUGUCCAAGGCUGGUGAUUUAAUGAGCGAAGCAUCGACACUAACGACAGAGAAACCAUCCGAGACGUCAGUGUUGAGUUCCACAGACAGUGAUGAGGUCUCCUUUGCAACGAGCAAUACUCAAGGCAGCUCCAAGUUUAAAAUUGAGGGAGAUUUGAUAACAGUCACUCAUUUGCAUUAUGAGCCGUCAGGAAAAACUGAGGAGGCACCUAAGGAGACCCUGAAGACGGAUGCCGAGGACAGAAAAAACUAUGUUGAGUCCCCGAAAUUGGAUGCAAGGAGCUCAGGGAAGGUAACAGAUGGAAGGGAGUUUCCUACGGGAAGUAGGGCGUCAACUGCAACUUCAAGAAACAGUGCAAUGUCAAGAGAAACUGUCAGCUCCCAUGGACGUUCUCAGUCCUGUAGUGUUCUUUAAUUUGAUGAUUUACGAUGUGUUCGGCAUUGCAAAAUUACUUGUAUGCAGCUGCAUGUAUCUCUGAGCGAGCAAGGUGUUCGCCUUUGGUGUGUAAGGUUUAUAGACUGUGAAGGAGUUUACCAUAGAUGUAUAUAGAAGGUUAUAGUAUAGUAUAUUAUCCGAGACAGUAUAACCAUGACAAGUGUUUUUAUUCAGAAAGUACAAAAUACGUUGAGAUUCCAUCCAAGAUUGAUUCAUGUAGAACAACUGCUGUAUUAUUGCUUUACACUGACUUACCACCAGCCAUCAUAGCCUUUUUAUGUUGGAAAUAUAUUUUUGUUAAACUUCGUAUUGGGAUAAUGUUCCUAUGUGCAUUCCUGUGCAAUCAUAAGUAUUAUAUUAUUAUUAGUAAUUGAAUUAUACAGGCCUAUUAUGACAGAGGUGGAGUGCAGCACCUUGCUUGUAUUCAAGCAGAUAAAAAAAACCCCAGAGCUGCUGUUGAGAAAGUCUCAAUCGCUCCCGACAUAUUUUACACUUAUACAGUUUUAAAAAGGUGUUAUUUCUAUUUUAGUUUCUUAUCAAUGCGUCAUACCCCAGGUGAUAUGUACGGUCAAACAUAUUGUGUGCCAUGAAACAAAAUACAUUUUGUCUUUAAAAAUUUA